GCCGUCCAUUUCAAUCUCUCUCCAUUUUCACGCUAUAAUCUUGACCACUCGAUUGUGAGACUUUUUUUCCCCUGUUUUACUGCAGGUUCUCUGUGUUGUUGGCUGAAGGUCACAAAUUGUAUUUCUAUAAGCGUUCGUGCGAUAUCGUCAUGCUCGCAGACUUUAUCUCUGUUGCGUGUCUAAUGUAUAAGUGUAGUUGGAUUCAUCGAGUGAAUAGCUGUCGAAGUUGCCAUGAAGGGGAUGAUAUCAUUGAUUGCGUUUUUGUGCUCAGAUCUGAAGCCGAAGAGUGUUGCAGUCUUCAUUGUUGCAGAUCCUUUUUUCUGCUUUAGUUGUUAGGGUUAGCUGUAAUAUGGUAGGAAGAGGUAAGGGUGUAAUUAUGGUAGAGGAAGCAAUUCGAAAAUUUAGGUUUUCCUGUUGACAGGGUCUGCGUUAAAAAUCGUCAUCCUGAUCUAAGUUUCAUUUCCCAUUGUGUGGUAGGUGAUUAAUCGAAGGACGAAAGUAGUACUGUUGAGGAAGGUUUUGGAUUUGUUCAGAAUGGGUGGUUUGAUGAAGGAGAUUAGUAUUGUAUCAGAAGUUAUGUCAGUUGGCUAUAAAUAUUGGGAUAUUGUGCUCAGUCUGUUUAUCUUGGUCAGAGCAAUUUCGUUUUGCUUAGCUUCUCUUUUGUUUAGAAGAUUGUUGGUUGUUGUCAAUUAUUAUGGCUUUUACUGGCCCUUUUCAUCCACUUCGUAGCUUAUGCAAAGGCAAAGAUACAUGGAAAGUUAAGGUUCGGGUUCUCCGACUGUGGGAAAUGUUUCCUGUUGGUGAACCUGGCAAAGCAUAUGCUAUGAAUCUUGUGUUGAUCGAUUCACAGGGUGUCAAAAUUGAGGCUUGUAUCAAGAAGAACUAUCUCAGUAAGUUUAGGGGUGAAUUCUCUGAGGGUGGUGUGUACAAGAUAAAUUUUUUCGGUGUUUCUGAAAACUCGGGCGCAUUUCGUGCAUCUGAUCAUGAGUUCAAAAUUUUCUUCAAUUCGAGGACACGGGUUGUGCCUGAAUCUUCAGAUGCUAUUCCUACGAUUGCGUUAUCCCUGAAAAACUCUGCUGACAUUGAUGCUACUCUUGGGGAAUCAGAUUUUCUCAUAGAUUUUAUUGGAUUAGUCACAGCAGCUUCAAAUGAGAAGCAGUAUACCAAAUCUGGGAACAUCACAAGGAAGAUUGAGCUGGAUUUAACUGAUGAAAAGUGAUAUUGUUCUUCAAAAUGUUAUGAAUGGAACGAAGAUUAUGUGGAAUCCUGAUAUCCCGGAAGUAGCAUCAUUUCGAGAUGGUUUUGCUCGUAAUGGAAUUGAUUGUCACCUUCCUCUUGGUUUAAUUGAUGGUGAUGUGCCAACUCUUUCUCUUGAUGAGGAUUUUUUAACAAUGUUUCCUCGGAAGACUAUUCUGGAUUUGCAUUCAACUGCUGAGGAAGGUAUAUUCAUUGUAUGUGCUAAGGUAUCUGGUUUACUUGAGGGGGAGAAGUGGUGGUAUAUGUCCUGCCGUUGUCACAGAGGUGUUACAAUUAAAGAUGAUAUGCCUUAUUGUUCUGGGUGUGCUACGUUUGUGCUUGAAGUUAUUCCAAGGUUUAGGAUUAAGAUUGAAGUCUGUGAGGAUGAAGACACAGCUAUAUUUGUCUUAUUUGAUGCUGAUAGUCAACAUCUAAUCCAAAGGAAUUGCAAGGAUUUAUUUGCUGGUUGGAAGGGGAAGAAUGCGUGUGAAUAUCCUGAUGUUAUUAAGGGUUUAGUUGGGAAGGAGUACCUUUUUAAGGUUGAGAAGAUGUCUGACCACGGUGCGAAAUUUGACGAUUCAUUCAAAGUGAAGAAGGCUUGUGAUAAUGGUUCUGUUAUCGAGAAGUUCAAGCAUAAUUCUCAAGUUCAAACUCCUAAGAAGUUGCUUACCGAUGCGUUUGUUUCUAAAUUUGCUGGUGGAUCAAAUGGACGUCACUUGAGUGACAUUAUAGCUGAGUCUUCCAAUGAACUUUCAGAAAUUGGUGCCAAUACAGUCUCCCUUGAUGACAUAUCUCCGGUGGAAUGUUCCUCUGUUCUUUCUUCUGUUGGGAGUGCUGGUGAUUUUGAUGCAAGCUCCUCCAAACCUACCAAGAAGAUGAAGCUAAGGAAUGUUAAAGAGAUUUAGGAGUCUUUUCAGUUAUAAGACAUCAUGUGUUCCUUCCAAGUAGUUUAUCCAUUUUGACUGUGUCAAGAACUUGUGUUUUGCUGCCCCUCUGAUGUUGUUGUAAUGUUUCUAUUCGGGUGCUCUCUAUCACCUUAUGUUUUGUUAUAUUUUGUUAUACUGCCGAGGGGUAUUUUAAUUUUUAGUGAUUGGAACCUUUGCUGGUUGUCCUGGUUUUUUUAGAUGGUCUUUGUCUUUUGUUUUAUGGUUUCACUUUGAUGUGAUGUAAUGAACUGUCGAUGAUAUGGGAAAUCUUAUGUUUAUUUGUUUGUAAUAUUCUGCAGUUUAUUUUUCAUUUGGUUCUGGGAGCACUUAUAAUUCGACAUCAUCAUUUUCCUCUAACAUACCUUGGGUAGGACUUUAAUUUUAUAAAUGUAUUGUACUGGUGUUUCACUGAUCUUAUUUAUGGUAUGAGAUUUAGUAGCUUUGUACAUGUUAUAUGUACAUCACAAUUGCCCAGAACUUUUUAUAAAGGUAUUCUUGCUGUUAUUUUGAAAAGUGUAAUAUAAAAUAUGAUAUGAACUGUAAUAAGUGUAGUUUUUUUUGUAUGAGAUU
Messenger RNA from Lotus japonicus, 2732 nucleotides. RefSeq lists its product as uncharacterized. The record is from RefSeq and is a predicted model, not a curated record. Lineage: Eukaryota; Viridiplantae; Streptophyta; Magnoliopsida; Fabales; Fabaceae. Bases 1209 to 2141 code for a protein of 310 amino acids. The transcript is spliced from 10 exons.